CGUCUCCUGGCAUCCGCGUCCGGCAGGCCACCACCUUGCUCCUGCGGUCCCGCCGCCGCUGCAAUGGCUGCGGCGGCCUCGCCGGCAGCGUGCGCUCGGGCGUCGGCGUCCGGCCCCCGCGCGGGGGCCCGCCUCGCCGUCCGCACCGCCGCCCUACCGGCGGACGGGCGCGGCGACGGCGCCGCCUCUUACAAGGAGCUCGGUCUGUACUCCUUGAAAAAGAGGAUUGAAGAUGCAGUUGUCCGGGUUGAAACCACCGCAUCCAGUGCUCUGGAGUUGGAGGAAGCACGGAGAAUUAAGCAGGAAGAAGUACUGCGGAAGCGUAACUUGUGGGAUAAUCCAGCCAAGUCACAUGAGACGCUCUCUGCUCUGGCGGAUGCCAUCAGGGUGGUCGACCAUCUAAAAGAUCUUUGCUUCAAGGCUGAAGAGGCAAAGUUGAUAAGUCAACUAUCAGAGAUGGAUGUCAUAAAUGGUGAGCUAUUUAAGCAAGCAUACAAAUCUUCUGUAGAUGCUAGCGAGUACCUAGAUCGCUACCAGAUGUACAAGCUUCUUAAGGGUCCAUACGACAAGGAGGGAGCUUGUAUUAUUGUUACUGCAGUAUCAGACGGUGUUGCUUCUGAGUUAUGGGCAGCGAAGGUCUUUGGUAUGUAUACAAGUUGGGCACGGAAGCAAGGUUGCAAGGUUGGAUUGAUUGAGAAGAUUUCUUCAAUGAGUGGCCAUGUCUGGUCUUCAGCGAUGGAAAUUGAAUCAGAGUACAUGUUUGGCCUCCUUUCUGGAGAAAAAGGAAUGCAUCGAAUGACACACUCUUCCCUUGAAAAUUCUGAUAAAUAUCAGGCCUUAUCAGCUAGAGUCGACGUAAUUCCCCUGUUCUUGGAUAGACCAGUUAAUCUUCACUUGGAUGACAAUGGUAUAGAGAUCGUUCCCUCACCUUCUGAAUAUAAGAAGCGAGAUAGCAGAAACUGUGCUGCUGUCAGGGUUCUACACAAACCCAGUGGAGUCACUGCUGAAAGUUCAGGAGAGAGAAGCUAUUUUGCAAACAAGCUAAAAGCUACGAGUAGGUUGAAAGCAAAGCUCCUUUUAAUAGCUAGAGAAUUGGGAGUAUCAGACAUGAAGACGGUCAACAAACAAGCUAUAGAGGAUAGGUGCAACCGUGAAACGCGAAGGUACACAUUUGGGCCUCAGAAGUUGGUCCAUGAUCUCAACACAGGCAUUCAGUUAUCAGAUUUGAACUUGGUUAUGGAAGGUGAAAUAGAACCAUUCAUCAGAGGCCGUAUUAUCGCCAGACAAUGAUGAUACAACUCACCAAUUGAUUGAUUGUGCCCCCUCAUUGUGAUCUUGUACAUUUAUUUCUGUCCUUAUACAGACCACACCACAUCAAAAGAUGACCUUUGUAAAAUAUAUAACAUUUCAAGCCAAAAGGCAUGACACCUGGCAUACAAACAUUAAGUUCUUAGCACCAUCUCCUCCGCUCCAUUA
Panicum hallii is the source of this 1476-nucleotide messenger RNA. RefSeq names its product peptide chain release factor PrfB3, chloroplastic. Gene Ontology annotation, biological process: translational termination. NCBI's taxonomy places the organism in Eukaryota, Viridiplantae, Streptophyta, Magnoliopsida, Poales, Poaceae. Bases 64 to 1290 code for a protein of 408 amino acids. The transcript has 6 exons. The record is from RefSeq and is a predicted model, not a curated record.